UCAUCCAUCAUCCAUCAUCCUUCAGGUCAUCAAGCUCAUGGGCACUGAUUUGCUUACCCAGAACCAAGUGUGGAAGGAUGAGUUGCGGCACCUGCGGGAGCUGGUGGCUACGCUGGAGCGCCAGGGCUACACGAAUCUGGAUGCCUUCAAGCUGCAUUGGGAUCACCAGCUGUACAAGGUGCUGGAGUAUCAGUACAUACUCGGCCUGCUCGACAUGAACAACAAAUUGCCGGAUAUACAUGUCAAGCUGGUGCUGCGACAGCGCGAGCUCUGCUACAGUCCGCCGGAGGAGGAGAUCCGUGAGCUGUUCUUCUCCCAGUUGCGGCGCUUCAUCGAGCGUCCGUGCAAUUUCCGUGCUCUGUCCGAGCACAGCACCGCCUUGUUUCAGUCCAUGGUCACCUCGAACCGGCAUCACUUCGGGCCGCUUUAUGUGCGCGCCGCCGAGCUCUUCGACAAGCUGGAGGACUUCAAGCGCAUCUGGCUGCCGUGGAUAGCGCUGGGCUGCGUGGAUCUGGAGCAGCUGUGCGGCAUCCACCUGAACGAGGCCGCCGACUGGGAUCGCAAUUUCCGCGCGUGCAAGCAGUUCAGCCAGCAGCUGGCCAAGCUGCAGACAACCGAGGAGUCCAUCGAUUGCAUUGUGAUCAAUGUGCUGCCCCUGCGCACGGACAUCGAGUACCUGAGCAGACGCUACUGGGAGGCGCUCGCGACGAGCCUGCGCGCGUCCAUACUGAACGACGUGAGCGCCGUGCAGGAGUUUCUGCAGAACGCGCUGCAGUUCCUGCAGAACGUGCCCAUGGACGAGGGCAGCAUCAGUGAGUCGGGCAUGAAGUACGAGAAGAUCAUGAGCGAGCUGCCACAGAUCAGCAGCACGCUGGAGCUGGUCAGGGCCAAGGAUGCCUGCCUGGCGGGCUGGUGCAAGGAGCGGGUCACCGCCUUGGCCGCCAUCAUGCUGCAGUGGGAGCAGCUGCAGCCGUUGCUGGAGAACCAUGCGGUCAUCCUGCAGCGACAGGUGGACAUCAUCAAGACGCAGGCGCACACCCAGCUCCAGAAUCUGCGCAACGAGGCGGAGAAGUUUCUGCUGCGCUGGGAGUCCACCAUAGCCGAGCUGGAGGCGAACGAGUCGGCCAGCCUGGAGCUGUUCAAGGAACGGCGCGCCCACUGGCAGCAGCUGCAGGCGAAGAAGCAGCAGCUGCUCGACGAGUGCCACAAAUUCAACAUGGAGUUCCCGGAAGAUGCCCUGGCGCCCUUCGCCGCCAUCGAUGCGCAGCUGGAGCGGCAAUCGCUGCAGUGGCAGGUCUACGAUCAGUUCCUGUCCGAACUGCAGCCCAUUUUGCAGGAGGAGUGGGCCAUCUACAGGCGACGGCCGUACGUGCUCAACGAGUUCAUUGCCCGCUGGGAGGGCUCGGUGCACGCCUCCAUCGACCUGCCCUCGAAGCGCAUUCGCCUGCAGGUGGAGCGACUGCAGGCCGCGCUGCCCAUACUCCAGCAGCUGCAGUCGGAUGCGAUUAGCGAGCGCCACUGGGCCAUCAUAUUCCAGCUGCUGCACAGGGCCAGCUCGAGGCCUCUGCAUGCCAUACAGCUGCAGGACCUGCUGGAGGACCUGGAUGCAUUGCUGGCAGCUGCGCCCGAGAUUGCCAGCAUUGUGCGACAGGCAGCCUCGGAGCAGAUCGUCCGGCAGGCACUCGUCGAGCUCGAUCAGUGGUCGGUGACAGCUCAGCUGAAGCUGAUCGAACGCAUGGACGCCAACGGGCAGGCGGUGUGCCUGAUCAAGGACUACCAGGAAGUGCUCAACAAGAUUGGCGACAAUCAGUCGCUGCUCCAAUCGGCCAAGAGCUCGGCGGCCUUCGACAGCUUCUCCGAUCAGGCUGGCCUCUGGGAGAGUCGCCUCAACACGCUCGACGUGCUGCUCACCAGCUUGAGUCACUCUCAGAGGCGUUGGGUGUACUUGGAGCCCGUUUUUGGCGCUGGCACCUUGCAGCAGGAGCACGCUCUGUUCAAGCGCAUCGACAAGGACUUUCGCUAUGUAAUGCGCGAGAUACAAAUGGACCCGAGGGUGACGUCCCUGCUCAAGAUCAAUAAUAUAAGCACCAUUGUGAAUGCGCUGGAAACUCAGCUGGCGCGCUGCCAGCAGAAUCUGAUGAGCUAUAUAACGGACAAGCGGAAUUCAUUCCCUCGCUUCUAUUUCCUGGGCGACGAUGAUCUGCUGGAGCUGCUGGGCCAGGCGUCCAAGGAUGCGGAGAUUAUCAAGCGGCACAUACGCAAACUCUUUCCGGGCUGCCACAGCCUGGGCAUCGAGCAGGCGCCCAAUGGCAGCCACUACAGAAUUCUGGCCGUGCACAGCGCCGAGGGCGACGAACUGCGGCUGAGCCAAGCCGUUGACAUGACGGGCGACAUUGAGCACUGGCUGAACCAGCUGGUGUCCGUCCUGCAGGAGACGCUGCGCGCCCAGAUCUACGAGUGCUACAACAACACCAGCGGCGCCAGCGAUUAUCUCAGCGCCCAGCUGUUGAGCCAGUACGCCAGCCAGGUGCUGGCAACGGCGCGUGCCCUUCACUUCACGCGUCAGACGGAGAAGGCCAUCGGCAGCAUGGCGUUGGCCAAGCUGCUGCAGCAGCUCAAGGCCGAGAUGUCGCACCUGGCGGCCAUGAAACAGCGCUCGGCCGGCGGCAGCCUGCAGUGGCUUAAGCUGAGCGCCCUCCUCCUAGAUCUGGUGCACUAUGUGGGCGUGGUAGAGCAGCUGCAGCAGCAUAAUGUGAUGAGCCCCACCGAUUGGCACUGGCUGAGUCAGCUGCGAUAUUAUAUGGGCAGCAGCAGCAACAGCAGCAACAGCAGCAACAGCAGGCAGGAGGCUGGCGACGUCCGGCAGGUGUGGGUGCGCAUGGUUUAUGCUGAAUUUGAAUACGCUUACGAGUUCCUCGGGCAUGCCAAUAAGCUGGUGCACACCCGGCUGACACACAAAUGCUAUCUAACACUCACACAGGCCAUGCACAUGGGCCUCGGCGGUAAUCCGUUCGGGCCGGCGGGCACCGGGAAGACGGAGUGCGUUAAGGCCCUGGGCGGCAUGCUCGGGCGCCUUGUUCUGGUCUUCAAUUGUGAUGAGAACGUCGACACCGAAUCGAUGAGCCUAAUCCUAACUGGCCUGGCCCGCUGCGGCGCCUGGGGCUGUUUCGAUGAGUUCAAUAGACUGCAGGAGGCAACUCUGUCAUCCAUAUCGAUGCUCAUACAGCCCAUACAGAGCGCCCUGAAGGACAAGGCGCAGAGCGUGCAAAUUGGCGAGCGUCAGGUGCAGCUCAACCAUCACUGCGGUAUUUUCGUGACCUUGAAUCCGGCGGGCGGGGAGUACGGUGGCAGACAAAAGCUGCCCGGUAAUAUUCAGGCGUUAUUUCGGCCGAUUGUUAUGCAACAGCCGGAGCCGGGCGAAAUUGCACGCGUUAUGCUAUUCGUGGAGGGCUUUGCGGCCGCUGCGGAUAUUGCGGCGCGAAUUGUGGAGCUCUUCGAUCUGUGCGGUAAAAUGCUGUCAGCCCAGCGGCACUACGACUGGGGACUGCGCGAACUGAAAACCGUGCUGCUCGUUUGCGGCGAGGGACUGCGCGCGCAAUUAGCGGGAAUGCCAGCAGCGGGCCCACUUAAUGAGCAUUCCAAUGCCAUUCACAGCCCUGCGGCGAUUGGUAAUGAUGAAAUGCGCAUUGUUGUCCAUUGUCUGCGCUCAUCAACCAUGUCCAAGCUGGCGCAACAGGACGUUGAACGCUUCGAAAUGUUGCUGUUGAAUGUGUUUCCCGAAAUUGGCGCCUCGGUGAUGCCGUUGACACCGCUGCAUCAGGCACUGGCCGCCGCCUUCGGCCCACUGGCCCUGCGCGCCAACGACAAGCAAAUCGAGAAGGCAUUGCAACUGCACGAACAGCUGCAGAAGCGCAUGGGCGUGGUGCUCGUCGGCCCACCUGGCUGCGGCAAAUCGAGCAUUCUAUCACUGCUCCGACAGGCCCUGACCGCCACAACAGGCACCCAGCUGCGCGUCCACACCAUCAGCCCCAAGUCGAUGAAUCGCGUGCAGCUGCUGGGUCGCCUCGACCCAGACACUCGCCAGUGGCUAGACGGCGUGCUCACCCACACAGCGGUGCUGGUCAAUCAGGAGCCGUCGCAUGUCCACUCGUGGAUCGUCUGCGACGGCAGCAUUGACCCCGAGUGGAUAGAGGCUCUGAACUCGGUGCUGGACGAUAAUAAGUGA
Messenger RNA from Drosophila mojavensis, 4225 nucleotides. Its product is annotated as cytoplasmic dynein 2 heavy chain 1-like. NCBI's taxonomy places the organism in Eukaryota, Metazoa, Arthropoda, Insecta, Diptera, Drosophilidae. The coding region runs from base 38 to 4225 and encodes 1395 amino acids. The transcript is spliced from 6 exons. Gene Ontology annotation, molecular function: dynein intermediate chain binding; dynein light intermediate chain binding; ATP binding. The record is from RefSeq and is a predicted model, not a curated record. Gene Ontology annotation, biological process: microtubule-based movement. Gene Ontology annotation, cellular component: dynein complex.